Rubroshorea leprosula is the source of this 743-nucleotide messenger RNA. The record is from the annotation of a GenBank genome assembly. Lineage: Eukaryota; Viridiplantae; Streptophyta; Magnoliopsida; Malvales; Dipterocarpaceae.
AAAGCAUUUUCCUAUUAACGUUAUUUGAAGAGGAAGGGCAAAACCUAUCAUCAUCUUAACAAUGGUGUCACUGAAGUUGCAGAAGCGGCUAGCUGCCAGCGUACUGAGGUGCGGUAAGGGAAAAGUGUGGCUCGACCCCAACGAAACAGUUGACAUCUCCAUGGCCAAUUCUAGACUGAACAUAAGAAGGCUCGUUAAAGAGGGUCUAAUAGUAAAGAAGCCAAUGGCAACGCACUCAAGAUGGAGAGCAAGGCAAAUCCAUGAAGCCAAGAGAAAAGGGAGGCAUACUGGCUAUGGAAAGAGAAAGGGUUCUAGAGAGGCAAGGCUGGCUUCCAAGGUUCUAUGGAUGAGGAAAAUGCGUGUGAUGCGACGGCUGCUUCGGAAGUACAGGGAAUUGGAGAAGAUCGACAAGCACAUCUACAAGGAAACAUACAUGAAGGUGAAGGGAAAUGUCUUCAAGAACAAACGUCUGCUUAUUGAGAGCAUUCACAAGCUAAAGAAUGAGAAGAAGAGAGAAGUGCUUUUUGAUCAGAUUGUAGCUAUUAAAGUCAUUGCCAAAGAUAGCAAGGAACAGAAAGUAGUCCUCAAGGAAGAAAGGUUGAGUCAACCAACAAAAUUCAUGUGUUGAAUAAAAUAAAAAUCAAGAUGAUGAAACUGUAUUUUGCCAGAGAUGCAGAAAUUCAUUUUCAGAAUCUAUCUAGAAUACAGAUGUAUGUAUAUUGUAAUCAACUUGUUGCAUGGUA